AUGGCGUCUGACGACGAGGAAGACUUCAAGCAGCUGCAACAGAGUCAAAAUCGAAAGCACAAAAAGGCGGGAGGAUGGCAGCAGCUUGGUUUGGAUCACACAAUUUUUAAAGCCAUUGAAAAGAAGGGUUUCAAUCAGCCGACGCCGAUUCAGCGAAAAACGAUUCCAUGCAUUAUGGACGGCAAAGACGUAGUGGCCAUGUCGCGUACUGGAUCCGGCAAAACCGCGGCUUUCGUGAUUCCGAUGCUUCAAAAACUGAAAGGAAGGGAUACGAAAGGCAUUCGCGCUCUAAUGGUGUCGCCAACGAGAGAAUUGGCUCUACAGACGUUUAAAGUCGUGAAAGAGCUCGGCCGCUUCACUGGGCUCCGUUGCGCAUGUCUGGUGGGAGGAGACGUCCUGGAGGAUCAGUUCUCCACGAUUCACGAAAAUCCCGAUAUCCUUCUCGCCACCCCCGGACGCCUUCUGCACGUCAUCGUCGAAAUGGAUUUACGCCUUCAAUUCGUUCAAUACGUCGUUUUUGACGAAGCCGAUCGUCUGUUCGAAAUGGGAUUCCAGGAUCAGCUUACUGAAACCCUGAAACGCAUCCCCGAAUCUCGUCAAACCCUGCUCUUCUCUGCUACACUGCCAAAAAUGCUGGUGGAUUUCGCGAAAGCCGGAUUGACGGACCCAAUGUUGGUACGCCUAGACGUUGAUGAGAAGGUCAGUGAUAAGCUAUCAAUGGUAUUCUGCAUGUGUCGUCCCGAUGAGAAGCUCUCGCGUUGCUCCAUUUGUGCAGAAUUUGGAAAAUUCCGAAAAUCUGAAAAUUUCGAAACACGCAUGGACCGUGAGAACAAACAAACGGUGGUGUUCUGUGCGACAAUGAAGCACGUCGAGUACGUCGUCGGAAUUCUACAUCGUGCUGGCAUCGAUUGCUCAUUCGUCUACUCUCAGUUGGAUGCGACGGCGCGAAAACAGAAUAUUCAAAAGUUCCACGAGAAACAGAACAAUAUUCUGGUAGUUACGGAUGUUGCGGCUCGUGGUGUGGAUAUUCCAUUGUUGGAUACGGUGAUCAAUUUGCACUUCCCGUCGAAAGCCAAACUCUACGUCCAUCGUGUCGGUCGUGUCGCUCGUGCCGGUCGUUCUGGAACGGCAAUCUCACUGAUUGCUAAUGACGAGCUACCGUAUCUCACGGACCUGUUCAUGUUCCUGGGAAAGCCCAUUAAGUUUGCCACAGAUGGAUCUGAGUAUAAAGAAGACGAAACGCUGAUCGGACGUGUGCCAGACAGUAUUGUCAGCCUGGAAACCGAGUUCUUCAACUCGAUUCAUGAUAAUAACGAAGAAAUGAUUGAUCUGCGUCAGAAGGCCACCAACGCCAUGAUGAAGUACACCAGGACCCGGCAACCACCGUCAGCCGAGUCCGCUAGACGUGUCAAACAGGAUAUUCGCACCGACUCUGUGGAAUGUGCUCCACACCCAUUCUUGAAAGCCGACGGUGACAAGCAGUCCAACGACAUUCUGAAUCGAAUUUCGGCGUAUAAGAGUCGAAAUACAAUCUUCGAGAUGAACAAGUCCCAAAAGUCGCAAGCGCUGGCCGUGAUGCAAGCGAAACGCAAAGCCCACGAGCCCCGCAUCUCUACAGUAACCGAGGAGAAGCGAAAGCAGAAAGAGGAGAGAGCACAGAAGGAAGCGGAAGAGAAUUCGGAGAAAAUCGAUAAAAUCAAUAAUGGAGAGAAGCUAGAAGACGUGGUGGAUGAGACCGAGUUGGAGGCGGUGUUCGGUACGGUAAUCGGAGCCACGAAGCAUACGGAGACGUCGGAGGAGAAUCCGGGAAAGAAGAAGAAGAAGAGUGGAGGAGGACAGGGAAAGAAGAUUGAUCGACAAGAGCAGAUGAGAUUUGAGAGGGAGAAGCACUACGUCCCGUACACGUCGGCGGACCACGUCGCCGAACGACAACUCGCACUGGAUAAGGUGGAUUUCGCGAGACAAGCCGAAGGAGCGUCCGUUGAUAUCAUCAUGGACGACGAUAGGGGAAUGUAUAAUCAGAAGCAUGGACAGAGAUGGGACCGCCGCCUCAAAAAGUACGUGGGUCUAUCGGGUAACGAGCCGGCGAACAAGAAGAUCCGCACGGAGGACGGCACGUGGCUCCCGGCAAGCUACAAAACUGGAAAAUACGAGGAAUGGAAGCAGAAGCAGAAGAUUGGAUUCAAGAAGGACGGUGGAGAGGAGAGUGGAGAGACGCAGCAGACACAGGAUUACGGUAGAAAGAGGAAAUGGAAGAAUGAGGCGGCGAAGAGUGCAGGACCGAAGCACUCGGAGCUCAAGAACAAGGAUCAAAUUCUUAAGGGUCGCCGUAAACAAGAGAAACUCGAGAACUACAUGGAGCACCGUCGUCAGUCGAAUCUCAAGAAGAAGGCGAUGGGGGGCGCAGUCUCCGGAUUCAAAAGGGGCGGAGCUUCGGCGAAAAGGGGCGGAGCCUCGUUUGGCGGUGGAAAAGGAAGAGGAGGAGGCGGCAAAUUCAAAAAACGCUAA
This is a messenger RNA of Caenorhabditis briggsae, 2508 nucleotides long. The transcript is spliced from 16 exons. Gene Ontology annotation, cellular component: nucleus. The record is from RefSeq and is a predicted model, not a curated record. Gene Ontology annotation, molecular function: RNA binding; RNA helicase activity; ATP binding. Bases 1 to 2508 code for a protein of 835 amino acids. Lineage: Eukaryota; Metazoa; Nematoda; Chromadorea; Rhabditida; Rhabditidae.